Sphaerodactylus townsendi is the source of this 7359-nucleotide messenger RNA. It is a transcript of the gene SIPA1L3, whose product is annotated as signal induced proliferation associated 1 like 3. Gene Ontology annotation, biological process: regulation of small GTPase mediated signal transduction; establishment of epithelial cell polarity; epithelial cell morphogenesis. The coding region runs from base 512 to 5566 and encodes 1684 amino acids. The record is from RefSeq and is a predicted model, not a curated record. Gene Ontology annotation, cellular component: Golgi apparatus; cytoplasm; plasma membrane. NCBI's taxonomy places the organism in Eukaryota, Metazoa, Chordata, Lepidosauria, Squamata, Sphaerodactylidae. Gene Ontology annotation, molecular function: GTPase activator activity; protein binding. The transcript is spliced from 22 exons.
CGCCCUCCCCCUCCCCCGCUCGCGAGAGAGACGCCGGCCGUCGCUCCGCCCUUCCCGCGCCAGCUGCGCGCGCACACUCAGUGCUCCGCUCCUCCAGUCGCCGCCCGCCAGGGAGCUAUAUACAGUCCUGACACUGCGUAUGAAGGAAGUUUGAUGCCGCUGGGAUGGGCACUGGGGAAAUAAGUUAAGCUGACUGAAAGAACUCCCUGUUUGGAUGAAUGGUGGUACGGAUGUCCCAGAAAACAUCACAGCAGUGUCCAUCUCUGGAGUAGCCAGGAGAAUGGGGGGAAGACCCAAGCCACAGAUUUUGUCCUGCUAAUGUGGGCACUCGAGCAUGGCUGUCUGUGGCAAUGGUGAGAGGGAGGCACCCUGCAGUGAAUCUUCCCACAGACUCUGGCAGGGCAGUGGCACAUGGCGCUUUCCUCCCCAACAGUGGCUGAGGCCUGCAUGUCCCCAUGGAGAUGAGCAGGGCCUUCCUGCUGGGCGAAGGAGUUAGUGUUGCCUUUGGACUAUGACCUCGUAUCGACCUGUUCGUGAGAGCGGAGACCUGGGGGGACCGGGCUUGAAAGGGGGUGAUUAUUAUUCUCUGGGAUUCUGGGCUCAGAAUGGCUGCACAAGACCCCUCGAUAGCUCUGCUGCUUCACGGCCAGCCACCACAACCCCAGUCAUGCCCAAAAUGGGCGUCCGGGCCAGAAUUGCCGACUGGCCUCCCAAGAGAGAAGGGCUGAAGGAUCCCACCAUACCCACCCUGUCACAGGACCUGGAGACCCCAGCCUAUGUGCCUCAGGGCUUCCAGAAUGGCCAGCUUCCAAGCAAAGCCGUCGCCUCAGGGUUCAGAGGUUUCCAGCGGCUGUCCCGGAGGAGGUCCAAAGAUGCCGAGUUCCAGGACAGCUGGCCGCGGUCCCCAGGUAGGGGAUUCCUGCCACUGCGGAAGAAGAGCAGCAGCGAAAUUACUCUCAGCGAGUGUGACCUAGAGGAAGCCUUUGAGCACCGGGGGGCCAGGCUACCUCGUGGCCUGCCCUUCCUCCGCGAGUAUGGCAGCACCUCCUCCAUUGACAUGCAGGGCAUCUCGGAGCAGAGCUUAUAUGACAUGCUGAAGGAGUUCCGCAACGGACACCCACUCUCCCCACCCCUGGAGUCUUGCCGAGCUCCCCAGAGCAGCAAAGCCGGAACCAGAAACACUCAAGGGCUGCCCCUGCUGGCGGAUGAUGGCUCCCUGCAGCACAAGGAGAAGCCCCACAGGAGGGGUCCCAAGGCAGAGGCCGGUAGUGGGGACACCAUCUUCAGGAAGCUGCGAGGUGGGUGGAGUGAGCAGGAGGCAGGCAAGGUCCUCUCUGACCCCGAGGAGGGCAAGGGCCAGCAAGGGGGCCGAGCCUGGCUGUGUCAGAAGAGUUUUGCUCACUAUGAUGCCCAGAGCAUGCUCUUCGACCUCAACGAAGUGGUGGCCAGGCGGGCCUACGUGGCACAGAGGAGGAACACUGCCACAGGGGCUUCUGCAGCAUCUGCUGUCUCUGCUGGUGUCUCCCGGUCCUGCGGCCUGGGUGGUCUACAGCUCACCCCAACCUCCUUCCUCAGCGCCGAGGAACUGAGCUACAAGGAGAACCCGGAGCCUGACCUCGGGGAUGACAGCAGCAACAGCCUUCUGCUCAGUUGCCCUCAUUUCCGCAACGAGAUUGGCGGUGAGCAAGAGCACAACGUCAGCUUCUCUCGGGCCUCCGGCAGCUCCCUGGGAGGCAGGGAAGAUGGCCCCGCGGAGGCUUGUCCUGCUGCCUCCUGCACCAACGCCAGCAUCUCCGUGCUGGAAUUCCCCAAGGAGCAGCAGCAAAAUGUCGGGAGGCUGAAACAGUACAGCAUUGAGCAUGUGGACUUGGGUGCCCGCUACUACCAGGAUUAUUUCUGGGGCAAAGAGCAUUCCAACUACUUUGGGGUGGAUGAGAAGCUGGGGCCUGUGGCCGUCAGCAUCAGGCGCGAGAAGCUGCAGGACCAGGAGCAUGGGCCUCAGUACCAAUACAGGAUCAUUUUCCGCACCAGCGAGUUGACAACUCUCCGAGGGUCCAUUCUGGAGGAUGCCACGCCCACCACCACCAAGCAUGGCACCGUGCGUGGGCUGCCUCUCAAGGAUGUGCUGGAGUACGUGGUGCCUGAGCUGAACAUCCACUGCUUGCGGCUGGCCUUGAACGUGCCCAAAGUUACAGAGCAGCUGCGGAAGCUGGAUGAGCAGGGGCUGUGCCAAAAGCACAAGGUGGGCAUCUUGUACUGCAAAGCCAACCAGAGCUCAGAAGAGGAAAUGUACAACAACGAGGGAGCCGGGCCAGCCUUGGAGGAGUUCCUGGACCUGCUCGGGGAGAAAGUGUGCCUGCGGGGCUUCAGCAAGUAUGCUGCCCAGCUGGACACCAAAACUGACUCAACGGGCACCCACUCCCUCUACACCACCUACCACGGCUACGAAAUCAUGUUCCACGUCUCGACGAUGCUUCCUUACACCCCGAACAACAGGCAACAGUUGCUUAGGAAGAGGCACAUUGGGAAUGACAUCGUCACCAUCAUCUUCCAGGAGCCGGGGGCGCAGCCCUUCACUCCCCAGAACAUCCGCUCCCAUUUCCAGCAUGUUUUUGUCAUUGUCUGCGCCCAGAGUCCCUGCACAGAGAACGUUUGCUACAGUGUGGCUGUGACCCGCUCCAAAGAUGUCCCGCCCUUUGGACCAGCCAUCCCAAGCAGAGCCACAUUCCGCAAAUCAACUGUCUUCCGAGACUUCCUGCUGGCCAAGGUGAUCAACGCCGAGAAUGCUGCCCACAAGUCAGACAAGUUCCACACAAUGGCCACUCGGACACGCCAAGAAUACUUGAAAGAUCUAGCAGAGAACUGCGUCACCAGCACCCCCAUCGACUCCACGGGGAAGUUCAACCUGAUGUCGCUGGCUUCUAAGAAGAAGGAAAAGACUAAAGCCCGGGAGGGGGCAGAGCAAUACAGCACCGGGGCUAUUGCUUGGAGAGUCUGGGCCCAGGAUUAUGCCCAGGGGGUGGAGAUGGAGUCCAUCCUGGGCAUCUCCAACGAAUUCGUUGCUCUCUUGGACUCGGCUGCCAAAGAAGUGGUGUUCAAUUGCUUUUGUGCAGAUGUGAUCGGUUGGACACCGGAUUCUUUUGCCCUCAAGAUCUUCUAUGGCCGUGGGGACCACAUCUUUGUCCGGGUCCUGGAGAGCAAUCCUGGUGACGUCAAGGAGAUUGUGCAGAGGCUGAAGGUGAUGACCUCUGGCUGCGAGACAGUGGAGAUGACGCUGCGGAGGAACGGGCUGGGCCAGCUGGGGUUCCACGUGAAGUUCGAUGGGACGGUGGCAGAGGUGGAGGAGUACGGCUUUGCCUGGCAAGCUGGGCUGCGGCAGGGCAGCCGGCUGGUGGAGAUCUGCAAGGUGGCCGUGGUCACGCUCAGCCACGAUCAGAUGAUCGACUGGCUGCGCACUUCGGUGACGGUGAAAGUGGUCAUCAUCCCUCCUCAUGAGGAUGGUACUCCUCGCAGGGGCUGGGCCGAGUCCUUCAAAGUGAGCACCGUGGAGUCCAACCUGGAGCCAGAGAGCCUGCCAGUGGGUUACCGGCCCCCGAACCGCAGUAGCUCUGCUUGGCAGUGGAGUGGGUCUGGCACACACGGUUCCUCUUUGGCCUCGAAGUGGGGAGAGCAGCCAGCCUCUGGCCAUGGCCACUCCCAGUCUCUCACAAGGACCCCAAAACAGAAUGCAGCGGCUCCAUACCGAGAGCCACAGCCCCUGCAUGGCAAGAGGCCGGUGAGCUUCCCAGAGACCCCCCAUGUGGCAUCGUCCUCAGCAGCCGGAGCAGAGAGGACACAAGCUCACCGGCAGCCCUCUGGCAGCUUUUCCAUGCCAGCAUCUUCUGGAACAGCCUAUGCCCAGUACAAGCAUUCCCCAGACAGAUAUGCAGCCUCCUGCCCGCGGCCUCUGGUGUCCUUUGACCCGCUGUACAGCCACGAGGUGACCUCUAACGGAGAUGCUCCCUCAGGAGGGCCGGCCAGUCAGGAGAACACCAUGGAGAGGCCCGAGCCACUUUGGCACAUCCCGGUCCAAUCGCGACUCUCUGCAGCUUCCGGGAGCAGCACCAGCAAACGGCCGAGCAGGCAGGAGCCAGCAGGCAAAGAGUCUCCCAACCGACACUUCAGAGGUGAGGGGCCGUAUUCCAGCAGCCAUUCCAGCAGCAACACCCUGUCCAGCAACGCCUCCAGCAGCCACAGUGAUGAGCGGUGGUUUGACACCCCUGAACCCGCCGAGGCUGAGCUGGAUCCCCUGGCCAAGGGGGGCUCCAGCGAUAGCGGCAUCGAGGCCACCAGUGCCAAGUCUGGACGCCGAGACAAGCUACUAGUGGUCUCGCCCCUGUAUGGUGCCCCCCUACAUGAGGGCAGCGAUCAGAAGAGGGAACUGUCGCCUGGACUCAGCUACCGCCCCAAGGCCCUUGGAGUGGGCGCCUGUGUGGCUGGCCGGGGAAGCACCACCACCACCAGCAGCAACCACCACCUCAGACAGCCCAGCCAUAACAGCUCCCGGGCAACUUACCCUGCCCAGGUAUACAAGCUGCCUGCAGUGGACGGCCCCCGGGCCCACCCCCACCCGCCUCAGCCCAGCCCCUCCCAGCUCUCAGCUUCUGUGCCUAAGUCCUUCUUCUCCAAGCAGAAUGGCAGGAGCAGGCGGGGCGAGGAGCCCCCCCCCAGGCCUGCUCCCUCCACAGACCCAAAGAGGCAAGUCGACUUGGGCACCAAGAACGUCUUUGGCCAGCCACGGCUGCGGGCAUCUCUUCGCGACCUUCGUUCUCCACGCAGAUCCUACAAGUCUACCAUUGAGGACGACCUGAAGAAGCUGAUCAUUAUGGACAACAGCCUGGUGGAGCAGGAGCCGUCCCCCCAGAAAACUCUGCAGCGGACCCUGUCGGACGAGAGCCUGUGCAGCGGCCGACGGGAAGCCAGUGCCUACUGCUUUGAGCAGCCCCUGACGAGUGACGUCCUCUUCACCAGCACCCUGCCUGUGCGGAAGCAGCCCCCCGCCCAGGGCAGCUUCUCGGAGAAGAAGAAUCCCGUCUCUGCCUCUGAGCUCUCAUUGAGUGAGCCGCGUGACAAGCCACUGCGACGCAUCGAUCCAGGCCUGAUGCCACUGCCUGACACAGCUGCUGGCCUGGAGUGGUCCAGCUUGGUCAAUGCCGCCAAGGCCUACGAAGUGCAGAGAGCCGUCUCCCUCUUCUCCCUCAACGAGUCCGAGUCCGAGGUGAACCCAGAGGGGUCGAGCCGGGGGCACCUGAGCCUGGAGAGGCAGCCGAUGCCCCAUUCCACAUCUACCAUGAGUGAGGAGCCCCCAGCAGAUCUGACUGGCAAAGUCUACCAGCUGGAGGCCCUGCUGAAGCAGCUGCAUAGUGACCUCCAGAAGGAGAAGCAAGACAAGGCAGUGCUGCAGGCGGAAGUGGCCAGCCUCCGGCAGAACAACCAGCAGCUGCAAGAGGAAUCGCACUCGGCCAAUGAACGGCUGCGCAAGUUUGCUGAAAUCUUCUCCAGUGCAGUAGAGAAGAAGGAGCUGUGAGCAAACGCCUGGUGGGGUGGGGCCUGGGGGUCCUUUCUUGCUGGUGCUUGAAGUUCGGACGGGUGGGCGCAGUGGGCUGGGCUGGGCUCAGGCCCUUUCUAGGUACUAAAGGGCUCGCCUGUUUCUCCACGGGGCAUGGUUUUGUUUUCAGCCCCCUCGCCCAGCCUGACUUCUAGUUUCUCCUUCGCAAAUCACGGCCCACGGCCCCCUCAGCCGCCUCUCAGUCCACCUGCGGCCUUUGGAGUCAAAAGUCUCCUGCGGCCCAAACAGCGCUGAGACCAGCAUGGUACGAGCAGGCACUUUGCGUAAGAGCCGCCCAGGGUCAGAUGUGACUGAGAGCAUCCAGGAACUUCAGAAGAGCACUUUCUCACAGCUAAAUUAUUUUCUAGAGAAUGACAGGUUGGGAGUGGCUCAGGAAGUUAAAGAAAAAAAGUUUAAAUGUAAAUGUUCUUUAUAAAACACUAUAUUUGUAGAAAUGGGACUGUUUGUAAUAUUUUCUACGCGAUGUCUGUGCAUGAGUUGGAGUCUAGAUUGUUUCCGGCCACAGCAGAGCAGUGACCCGCUUUUGGAGUGGGGUGGGGCAAAGGGGGAGACAGACCUGCCGCCUCCCUGAUUUUGCCAAGUGGCACAUGGCACCCUUCUGGCGAAGGAGCCACAGCCUCCUGCGUGGCCUGGUGCCUCUCUGCUGACUGCCCCUCCCCUCCCUUGGCUCAAACCCACCAGAUUCAUUGGGGGGGGGGGCUGUAGCUCCCUCCCGCCUUCCAUGUAUCUUGGCAGUGGCAGGGUGGCAGCAGUAUUGAGUUUGCAUGAGCUCUCCAGAUGGCUCACAAUUUUGCUUCAAGCAGUCUUUGACAUCUCUGCUGGUCAGGGAAAAGAGGCCAUCGUGGGUAUGUCAGUCUACAGCUACUCUGGCCUCAUGGCAGCUGGCGAGCGGCAGACCUUGGCUGCCUUUUUUGUACCUGCAGACCAGUCCUUGGGAGGACGUUGGUGCGGAGUCCCUCAAGGCCCACAGGGGGAGCUGAGGAACAUCACUCAGGUUAGCUGCCCAGGAAGGCCUGUUCUUCCAGCCACGUCCCCUGUCUGCCCAGGGGUUGGGUGGGGGCUUGCUUAUUCAGGCUGCAGGGGCCUGAGCAAUUCCCAGCCCCAAACACCCUUGCCUUCGUGUUGAAAACUAGCAUCUGACCUAUGCAAACAGACACUUCCAGACAUGGGCUUGCGUCCCCCCCACCCCCGGACAAAGAAGGCACCUUGGGGCCGCUGCACUGCAGCCGUCUUCCUGGGCCUGCACUCUGUCCGGGCUUUGGGGGGGGUGCCCAAUGGAAAGUGGAUAUUGUUGCCUCCCCCUCCCCCCAAUGGAAGAUCAGUUGGCUGUCAAGCCUGGCGAGAUCAAAUGCCCCCCCCCCCCCCCCCCCGCCAGGCACUGAAAAGCUCCCCCUUGUCCUAAAGCCUGCUUCUUAAUGAUUUUGUAUCAGGAUCUCACUAAGAUUUGUACGGAUGAACUCGGGUUUGUUUUGUGACAUAGAGUCUACACCCCCCUCGGUGCCACACCCUGCCAAGGGGUGUGUGUGACUCUUUGUUGGUUGUGUGGUGUGUAACAUUAUCUGUUUUAAUUUUAUAAGAAUCUUUACAGAUCAAAUCUGUCUUAUUUAAUUGUUUUCUGGUCCUAAAAUUGCUGAUAGGAGAAAGGAGCUGCUUUUGUAAAAUACGUUCUCCCUGGCUGUUCUCUUAAUCCUCAGAAAUAAUUUUUGGCUCUCUUGGGAGGGGGGAAAUGCAAUAAAUGUUUCCUAGAACAA